Messenger RNA from Columba livia (rock pigeon), 9299 nucleotides. RefSeq names its product USP6 N-terminal-like protein. The coding region runs from base 3300 to 5705 and encodes 801 amino acids. The transcript is spliced from 14 exons. NCBI's taxonomy places the organism in Eukaryota, Metazoa, Chordata, Aves, Columbiformes, Columbidae. The record is from RefSeq and is a predicted model, not a curated record.
UUCUCUGAACUCACAGACUGGCUUCAGAGCAGGCGAGAGUCACGCCGAGAGUUGUUGUGUCCUGUGGAUACAUGUGCUAAUAAAUGAGUAGGAUCUCAUCUGCAAUGGGGCUGGAUGCUCUGGCUUCUUGGGUUAUUGCCUGUGGCUUCAAAGCGAGUUGCAGUGGAGGUUCUCACUUGGGUGUUCCUAGUGCCUCUGCUAAGGGAGGUGAGUAUGUUUUUAUCCAGUGCAGCAUCCAGCACAGUUUUGGAUACAAUGCAAGUUUACUGAGAUAGGAGUUUGUUUGAAUUUUAUGUAACACAUCUGUGACUCAUAUAAAGUGAUGUAAGGGCACUGAUUUUCAAAGACCCUGAGACAGUUAAAACAUAAACCUUCUUGCAGUUAGACUGGUUUAGUACUACUUAUGCUUUAAGAAACAAUAAAAGCUUGCUUGUGUGCUCUUGAGUUUUUGUUGUAGUCAAGGAAAUAAACACACAAACAACUUCCCCUGUAUCUUGGUUCAUCCUGCUUGAUAGUAAUUUCAUUCCUGAAGUCACAACUCACUUUGUGAGUGCAAGUCUGAUUUCCUUUUUGGUUGCAGGGUUGUAAGUGAGUACUGGAUUUGGGCUAAGGUUGGUGAUAUGUGGUCUGGCGACAUGUUAUUUAGAAGCUGGUGCCUGUCCAGGGCAUUUGCAGUUUGUGUUUGUUAAUGGGAGAGGAGCUGCAGAUGGGGCUCGGCAGAAGUCCUUGAUGCAAGCACAUGGAGUGUGUUGUCCAUUUUGGGAUUGAAAUUUGCAUUUUUGGUAAAAAAUACUGUGGCAGCUGUGAUGCUGGAGGUGGGGAUGGUGUUUGGUCUUGUAGCAGGAUGUCAGGAGCACUUUGACUUCCGUGUGGCAAGCCAGGUCUCUUGAAGCGGAAGGUCUGCCUACAGCCAGCAGCAGGUGGCCUUCACUUCCUCCUGUGGCUUGUCACCUCCCGAGCACGUAGCCCUGUGAACUAGCACCUGUCUGCAACAAGCCCACAGCUCCUUCUGGAUGUCUUGGGAGGCUUUGAGGUUUCCUUGGGCCAUGGCGAUGCAGACCCAAAGCUGUGCCUGGUGGGUAUGUGCAGUGGUGUAACCCCGUGGCUUUGCUUUUGAAAGAUUUUAAGUGCAUGGGAGAAGAGCCUUUCUGGACAGUUCCCCUCACUCCCAACAGCUGAAACAGCUGACUGUGUCCCCCAAAUUAUACCAGGCAACCAGGAUGGGGAGUUUGCUGCAAGCCAGUAGCCUGCAUGGUCCAAAGCAUGUUGAGAUCCUUGUUUCAUUUAGCCGCUUUGUAAGCGGCUUUGUUGCACUACUUCAUGUGGCUGGUUUUAUUCCAUGGCAUGCAAGCACAUGAAUCACUGUUACAACUAGUAGUAGCUUUACAAAAGAGAGCAGUACUUUGCUGGAAAGUGGUGCAAACUGCGGGUUUGUGUUGUGCGAGGGUCUCACCUCUUAGCAGAUGAUGUAUAAACAUUUCCAAUUGUAUAGAUAAGCAUUUCCUUUAAGCCUGUUCCCGUAAAGAAAAAAUUGCAGGCUAAUACCAUAGACAGCUAAAGAUAUAAAAUGCUGUGUUCAAAUUCACUUUUAAAAUAGAACUUGAAACAGGAACAGCAAUUUAAGUUUCAGCAGUGGUGGAUGUGGUUGUAGUAUGUAUGUACCUUUUUAGCUUUAUUCCACAGCAGUAGUUUCAGUCUAACACAGGCCAGCAUGGUGUUUAAGUAUGGUGUGUCAAAAUUUGCCUUUUUUUAAAUCAUUUCUCAUAGCAGCAGUCUCUAUUAGUAGUUAAUUGGGCAUAUUCAGGACUCCAACACACCUUUGCCUAAAUUAAUUUCUCCUUUUUCAGUGGUCUGCUGCUUGCAAUAGCAUGCAGAAAAAAGAAAAAAUCAUAUAUGUUUCCGUUGGCCUGGGUGCAGCUAUACGGGAGAAGCAUACAAUGCUGUGAGAGGUUACUGAAACAAAAAUGCAAAUUUUACAAGUUUUGCCCUUGAGAUGGAGCAUGCUGAGGAGAAAUGCAGGCGAUUGAGAUGACUGUGCUUGGGGGAGGUAACUGUUAAGAUUUUGUAACUUAGCUGUAUUUGGCUGUAUGCCUGCAUCAUCUUGUCACUGGGCACCACUAAAAAGAGUUUAAGGACAGCACUGGAACAGGCUCUGAGAGGUUGUGGAGUCUCCUUCUCUGGAAACAUUCAAAACCUGCCUGGACAUAUUCCUGUGCAGUCUACUCUAGAUGAACCUACUUUGGCAGGUGGAUUGGACUAGAUGAUCUUUGGAGGUCCCUUCCAGCACCAACUGUUCUGUGUGAUUCUGUGUAAUCAUGUUUGCCUUUAAUUUGCUCUAACAGGUGGAUGCAACAGGAACACAGAAAACCCCACAAUAUAGUCUGUAAUUUCAAGUGGCUUGAGUAGAUUCUUUUCUACUGUAUAAAAUAUUUAAAAGUUGGGUUCCAGAAUAUCCCCAAAUCCAGCCCAAGUUUGAGAACAUGAUGCUAUGCUGUACUUCCUAAAAAGAGGAGAAUUUACUGCUAUUUUCAUUUUUAAAGCCCUUCUGCCUAAUGACACUGUAUCUACAGUUCACCUUGCAGCAAAAUGGUGAAGCUGAGCAAUACAGCCUGAUGCUGGUGCAGCCUGGCAGUAUAAAAUCUGUGUAAAACCAGUAUAAAAGCAUAUAAAACUUUUGUACUUUCCUUGUAAGGAGGCAGAAAGGGCUUGAAGAGACCAAAAAAUCCAGCAACUUUGACUCAGAUCGAUUGCUUGAUAGCAUCAUCACAGCUGGGAAACUGGUUUCUAGACAAGGUCCCAACAGCAAAAUUGCUUUGCAAGGAUGGCUCAGAGGACUCAGAUCUGGAAUCACAGUUGCAGUGAAUUUCUGGGAGGACAUCUCAAAACGUGCUGAUGUGCAGCCACCUGCAACCCUCUGUAAGGUCUAUCAGCUGAGUCUUUGUCUCAGCUUCAGUCCUUAGACCACAUCCAUUUGCAUUUUUGGUAGAUUAAAUUCUUUGUACAGGUCUUGCAUCCUAGUGGAAUUUAAAUGAUGUUUGACAUUAUUUCCUGUAAAUUGAGCAGUGGGGAGAGGAGGACUUGGUGGUGAGAAGAGGACUCCCGAUGUGGCCUUAGCAAGUGACCUCUUUGGAAAGAGGUGGCAGCAUCUGUGUCUUCUGCAGGUACUGCCACAGAGGGAGCGAGCCAGGCAGUGUGAUUACUAAAGCAUAUAUAAGCAGGAGGCAUUGUCUCAGUUCCUCUUCUGGGCAGCAUGCAGGGUUGAAACACACAAAUUGGGUGACUGGUGACCAAAGGCCCCCAUGUUCCCAGCCAGGCUGGUCCUGACAGCUUCUGACAUGAAGAAAGAUAUAGAGUCUUUAUUAGCCCAGGAAAAAGCAGAGAUUGUUGCCAAGUAUGAGAAGGGCAGGCAGGAAGGAGCUCAGAUUGACCUGUGGGAAGAUGCCGAUUUCACGCUAUAUAAAGUUACAGACCGGUUUGGAUUCCUGCACGAGCAGGAGCUGCCGACCCGGACAGCCUUGGAAGAGAAGCAAAAACAGCAGGAAAUCGAACGUGUGGAUAAGUGGCUAAAGAUGCUGAAGAAAUGGGGCAAAUACAGAAACAGUGACAAGAUGUGCCGGCGAGUGUACAAAGGGAUCCCACUUCAGGUGCGAGGCCAGGUCUGGUCACUUCUGCUGGAUGUCGAGAAGAUGAAGAAGGAGAACGAAGGAAAAUAUGAGCAAAUGAAAGAACAAGCAAAGAGCUUUUCAUCAGAAAUCAAGCAGAUAGAUUUGGAUGUUAACCGCACCUUCCGAAACCACAUAAUGUUUCGGGAUCGCUAUGGAGUGAAGCAACAGGCACUCUUCCAUGUCCUGUCAGCAUACUCAGUUUAUAACACCGAAGUGAGCUACUGCCAAGGGAUGAGCCAGAUCGCAGCCAUUCUUCUGAUGUACUUAAAUGAAGAGGAUGCGUUUUGGGCACUGGCCCAGCUGCUGACCAACCAGCGGCACGCCAUGCACGGUUUUUUCAUUCCUGGGUUCCCGAAGCUGCAGAGAUUUCAAGCUCACCACGAGCAGAUUUUAAGCAAACUGUUUCCCAAGCUGAAGAAGCACAUGGAUAAGGAGCAGAUGACUACGGGGAUUUAUACGACCAAGUGGUUCCUGCAGUGUUUCAUUGACCGGACCCCCUUCACUCUCACCUUGCGGCUGUGGGAUAUCUACAUCCUGGAAGGAGAGCGGGUGCUGACAGCCAUGGCUUACACCAUCCUCAAACUGCACAAAAAGCGCUUGCUGAAGAUGGCAUUGGAAGAUUUACGGGAAUUUCUGCAGGAGAAAAUUGCUGCUUCCCUGCAGUAUGAAGAUGAUGCCGUCAUUGAGCAACUACAGAUGUCAAUGACUGAACUGCGCAAGAUGAAAUUUGACCUUCCUCCACCAGCAAAGCCUGAGGAGUUCCCACGGAAACCCCUGGGCCUGGAGCUGUCCCUCAACCCAGUAGCUGUGAAGGGCAACAUAGCAGCCAACGGCCAGAAUGGCCGGGUGGGUGAGCACCCCCCGGACAGGGAGCCCCAUCCCCACAGAGAUCCCAGGGUGCUGGGAGGAAUGGCAGAGGUGAGGACUCCUACCCACCAGGGCAGUGAAGCAGCUGAAGCAAUGGACACCCACCUUCAUCCUCCUGGUGGAGGACCACCAGGAGAGGAGGGUCGGAUGGAGCCCACCAGGGACAGGCAGCUGCCAUCUCUUCUGAAGGCAAGUGAAAUGCAGGCCAAUCAUCACCUCAUGACCACAGCCCUGCAUCCAGAACAGCCUUUUCUCACUACCAGCUGCGUCAUCGUGGACCACAAGUCAGUCUCCCUUGCUGCCCCAGGCAAGCACGACCCCUCAGACUUCUAUCCCCAAAAGACACUGACUCUUCCCGAUUCGAGCACUGCUGAGCUUUCUGCUACAGAACAUGAGAUAUGGCAGCCAAAUCCUACUGCCCUGCCGGUGGGAGAACAAGAAUCUUCCCUCUGCAAAAACAAAGUGCUCAGUGCACUCCCUCAUCCUCAGCCGGGCAGCUCGCAGCUGUUCUCCAGCGUGUCGCAGCACGACAGCUCCCCCAAGAGUGAGCGUGGGGAGGAGACAGCCAGGAAGCGCUGCAGAGCAGCGCUGCCUGACAAAACAGACUUGAAGUGCUUGAUAUCCAAAGCUGCAUCCAUGGGGGAGCUCGCCAGGCUGCAGCAAAAUGAGCCAGGGAGCACCAGCAGCAAAGCACACUGGCCAGAGGGCUUGAGUGUGCUGCCCACGCAUGGGCUGGCAGGUGGUAGUGUGCCUGUCUUAUCUGGCAGUGAGUCAGAGCCAGUGGGGCUGGGCAAGGAGUGCCCUUUCCAGUGGGUGCCAUCCUCUGUGGUGGAGGGGAACAGCCCCUAUACCAUUAUCAAAACCACCACUCCCCUCCACCUGGCCCACACGACAGAGCAGGACUUCUCAAACAGAAAGCAGGUGGCAUUGCCUCUGCCAGAGACAGGAUAUCCCCUACCUGCCACCUCUGUGCCAACACCUCUUGCACUGGGCCCGAAGGAGGUAGAUGCCCAAAAACACCUCCAGAAACCAUUAAAUACAGUGAAAGCCCCAUGCCCUCCCCUGAGACCCAAACCAAAAUUAAUGCCACAGGUUGCCAAAUCCCUCUCGGAAAACAGUUUUCUUUCAGACUCUCCUCCCCUUGCAAAGCUGCCCAAAUCAGUGACAUUUUAGUGAGGAUGGAGGGAAGCAAGGCAGAAGAAUCAGGUGCUGGAGCAGCACUCUCACCCUGGUUUCGGGACUCCUCCUUCAGCAGGACUGUGUUGAGGUGACAGCACAGCAACCUUUGCCUGUUGAGCUGUGCUUUGGUACGAGCCCCAUGCAAGGAGAUGGAGUGGUGGCUGCCAGUGCCAGGAGGCACCAGCAAAUUGAGUUUGCAUCUUUCCUAUGGAGAAAUUGGAAAGUGUUUUCAUAUUUUUUUAUUCCUCAGAGCUCCCCAAGCCUCAUCACAUGUUGCGGGAGAGGCAGAACUGGUAAUGUGUUGCGUGUUUUCUUCUGCUCUUGCCUGACGUGGGUGCCUGUGGCCAUGGAAGCAGGCGCAAGGCGUAGGAGUCAGGAAUGCUUUCUUUAAAAUGCCCAAUCAGUGCAGCCAGCAGUGCCGCUUUCAAAGGCCUUUGCAGCAGUAGAUCUUAUCUCUUUUCCCAGAUCUGUGGUCAUAGGUAGCAGCAUUUGCAGGCAGGGCCGUGGUGUCCUGGCAGGGUGCAAGCAAGCUGCUGCCUCUAUGCAAUGCCACAGAGCAGUCCCUGGCUGCACCCAGCUCCUGCUGCAGUGGUGGGUGGUGUCCCAGAAGAGAGGUUUAACAGCUGUGAGUCCCAGAGGAAGGAGGAGUGUCUCCCUGGUGGAGGAGCAUCAGCAGAGUGGUUCUUUCCCAAGUUCCCAAGGUGAUAAAGACAAUGAUGAAGGUUGAGCCUGGUCUCUUGGGCUGAGUAGCCUUUCUCUUGGCCUUUCCCUCACAAGUCCAGGGCAGUAAGGGGGCUUGAUGCCUUUCUCUUGGCUGACCAGGAAAAGGGGCUGCUGCCUUGGGAAGCCUCCUGCCUUCAGUAGCAAGCUGCUGGAGGUGUGAUUGUGUCUCAUCAUGGUGCCCAGACUGAAAUCCCCUUUUACUUUGAGCAAGUUAAGUAUGAGUGGAAAUGGCAUAGGAGUUUGAGAAGGGGGGCACAUUGCCCAGAAUCUGAUCUCAGCCCUUCUGGUUUAGCCCACACAGAAAUCAACAACCAAGAAAGGAAACCUGGGCACAGGGGUUUGGAAGACAAUGCUGUAGAGCAUCAUGUUGCCACAACCCACUGCUGAGGAGGUAACUUGAUGCGUUCCGACAUGCCUACUUGCCGUUCAUGCACCAAGUCCUGCUGGCCUGUUCAGCUUCUCCACAUCCCAGGGUGUUGCUGCUGCACAGCCCAAACCAUUGGCCAGAGGUGUGCAGGGACCCAGGGAUAGCUCACCCACUGAAGGAGCUGGUCCAGACUCCUGUUCCCAGUAUCUGCUUCAACCGUACAGGUGAAGGGGCUUCAUCAGGAAGAAAGAUCAAUGGAAGCAGCAGGAAAUAAACUUGUUCAGAUGUGCUGUGUUUGACUGCUGGCCGAAAGGGGUGGCUGCAGAUGCCAGAUUAGGUGGGACUGCAGGUGGGAUUCCCAUGCCUUCAGUGGAGACCCUGGGAAAAACUGCUUUAAGUUCUAAGAUUGUUUGAAAACUGUUUUUUUUCUCUCAUAAGCUGCUUUGGUCCAAAGCCUACCUGGAAGCUCAACAAACAACUUCCACUAAAUUACUUUAUGGGAUUUAUCAGUUUUGGUCGGUUUUGUUGUGUUGUUUUUUUUUUCUUUUUUUUUUUUUACUGUUGUUGUUAUUGUUUUUCCUUGUGUGCAUGUGGUGGUUCACAUCAGUAGCAAGGAGAGCACUGAAGGCAGCACCCCAUCUUUCUCUGGAUGUAGCCAACCAGACCACAGCACCCUUAGCUUCUGUUACAGCCCCUUCUCUGUCGGAGACCCCAUCUUCUGCUGAGUCCCCAGCCUUGCCCAUCCUCUCUCCCUCUGCAAAGCAGGGUAACCCUAUUAGCUACCUCGCAGGGGUGCUGUGAGGACUCAAGAGUUGUUCUUUGAGGAGAAGUGCUGUAUGAAUGUCCAGUAUUUGUGUUUUGAGACACUGCGAGUCCUUUCUAGGCCAGCAGUGCUUGAAUUUGCUUUAAUUUAGAGCAUGGUUUGGGGUUUUGUUUGUUUGUUUGUUUGUUUUGUUUUCAGUAACCAUGCAGUAGUUAAACCUACUUGUGUGCUAAAAUACUUGGGCAGUAUUUCAGGAUGUGUAUUGAUUACUUUACACUAGCAGCCCACUGGCCCCUUGGAGCUCGUUGGGAAGCAACGAGCAGCAUCUUGGCUUGAUUUCUGUAGCUUGUGGGUCUCUCCUCUCCUUGAAGCACACAUAAAACUCCUACUGUGUCUGCGCGUUUGGCUCACAUGUGCAAGAGCUGACAUCUUUUUUCCCCCUCAUUUAAGGCGCACAGCCUUUGCACAUCAUGUUGCCUGUGCAGCCAGGCUCCUCACCCAGCAUGUUUCUGGGAUGUUUUGCAGUAUUCACGUUUUAAAAGGUGGUUUGCUCUCAUUUUGGAGAGCAAUCAAAUGCACAGUACUUGUUGCAUGGUGUUCAACAAGAAUCUGGGGGGGUUCUGCCCUCCAAGCCCUUACGGGAAAGAGCAGCAAGGUCCUCGUUCACCUCCAAGCCUGAGGGAAGCCACCAGCUGGUUUCAGUGACCUAUGGACCAGGGAGACACAGGGUCCCCAUUCCCAUCAGUGUGCUUCUUGCUGGGAAUGUCUCCGAGCUCCUCAUUGUCUCACCUAAGAAGGUCUUCUCCAACCUGCAGCCAGUGAAAGCAGGCAGGUUUGCAAAGAGCUCUUGGGAGCAAAGUAGCCCUAGCUGUCUAGCAGCCAGGGAUAUGCAUCGCUUUCCUCAGAGGGAUGCUGUCACUUCAGCGUAUCAAAGCAUAAUCUACUAGGAGAUGACCAAUCCUCUCUCCUUCUCUGCAUCUUGCUGCAGAUGAAGGUGUGGCCAUGGCAGGUCUGUGGCAGCAGGGGUGGGUAGGACAUGGUCCAGGCUCAGCUAUUUUGCAGGUGAUAGGAAGGGAAGAAGGGUGAGGGUGGCCCAAGCCACUUCCACCCCUGCCCGAGCCUCCUCUAACAGCCCUUAGCAAAAGUUAUUCUUACAACGCGCAAAUUCAGGAAAGUGGUUUCCCCCUAGUCCUUGCCCUAGCAGCCAUGGAACAGCUCCCACCUCGCUGUCCUCAAUGUAGUUUUAAAGACCAAUGUUGUGGGUUGUUGUUGUUUGGGUUGUUGUUGAUUUUUUUUUAGAUUUGUAAUUCAGCACUUUGAGUGGCCAUGGUGCCAGCAGGCAGUGGGAGCCAUGGGGACUGGCUCCACUGUGGGACAGUGAUUGAGGUCAAGGGCUCAGAGGUGCACUUUGAGAGUGUGGCUACUAUCUGCUUUUCUUUUUAAUUGCUGUUGUUGUUUACAGCGUGGAACGCUUCCUCUGUGACUUUUUAAUGUAUUAUAAUUAUUACUUUUAAAAAAACAAAACCAAACCAAAACAAACAAAAAAAAAACACCAAAACAUUUUCUAUGUCUGUGAUUUUUCUUUCUUGUUUUUGUUUUUCUUUGUAAGGAAGUUUUAAGGGAAAGAAGAUGUCAAUCAUUCCUUUUUACAGUGAUCCAAAUAGACUGUCCAGAGUGUUUGAUGAUGUAUUUUACAUGGCUGUAAUGGUAAUGUUUAAAGAAGUUCAGUGUAAAA